This is a messenger RNA of Penaeus indicus, 6880 nucleotides long. RefSeq names its product polycomb protein Asx-like. Lineage: Eukaryota; Metazoa; Arthropoda; Malacostraca; Decapoda; Penaeidae. The coding region runs from base 424 to 4464 and encodes 1346 amino acids. Gene Ontology annotation, cellular component: PR-DUB complex. The transcript is spliced from 10 exons. Gene Ontology annotation, molecular function: chromatin binding; DNA binding. The record is from RefSeq and is a predicted model, not a curated record. Gene Ontology annotation, biological process: animal organ morphogenesis; positive regulation of transcription by RNA polymerase II.
GAGUCGCAACCAGUGGAAACGCAUCAACAAUGGCUGACAAGAGGCAGUUUUCCUGACUCGAAAGCUCUCACCACGACGAGAGAACCACCCGGCCGCGCGAUCGUUGCACGUUAUGCCAGCUGGAGUUAAGGUCAAGACAGAGACAAGAUAGAAAGCGGGAGAUGGGAUGAGCUCAGUGCCGCGCGAGGUGAAGAGAAUUAAAGUAGAGGAUCCAACGUCCAGCAGACUCUCCUCCCCAGCAGUGGGAGGGGAACCUGGAAAGUGUGAUUUCUGGAACUCUCCUUCAUUAACAGUCCUCGAAGGAUUCCCCGACGUGUCCUGGAGAGAAGGGAAGAGGACUAUGAGGAACCGGUUUGGUGCUGGAGGAGAUGAGCCAGCCAAAGACUACUAGGUGACUGCCGAGAGGUUAGUGGGUGUUGCCUGAUGGAAACCUUAGCAGCCUCUUCUUUAGACCAAACCCACCAGGGUGAUGAUUUGGAGGUGGAGCCAAUGGGAGAGGACCCAGUAGUGGACACAGUGAAUGAGAAUGCCGUUGAAGAUCAUUGCCAACCAACCAGGAGCCUUGGCCAUCCGGUGGUCAACCUUACCCAGAUUGUGGAUGUGCAGCCAAGCAUAGAUGAUGGGGUCACUGUUGUACCCCCCGAACCACCAGACUUGUCACCAGGUCCAGCACAUAAGGUUAAUGGAGCAGUCAUCAGACGUUUGUCUUACCCAGUUUCAACAGGCAAACAUGCACUGCGGCAGCAGGCUCGGCGUCGAAGACGAAAUACCUCAAUUGCUGCUGGCAAUUCCCCCCCAAUUACUCGUGUUACUAUGAAGAGUGUAGCUGCAACCUCACCCAAUCCAGCAUCACAGUCUCUUCAUCCAGCAGUUAGCCCUCCUGCCUCAUUGUCUCCUCCACUGUCUAAACCACUGGAAAAAACAAAUGUGUUCACUGCAGUCACCACCCCUUCCCCUCCCACCUCAAGGUCAGGGAAUAAAGCCACCCACUCGCCCGGCCAGGGGACGGCAGGGUCCAGAUCUGCAGCCAAAGGGAGUGCCACGAGCAGUCAUCCUGUGGCUGGCACGAGGGUCAGCUCCCGGAUAGCCAACAAUGCAGCAGCAAACAGUGGCCUCCACAGUGCCAGCUCCUCUAUGCAACCAAGCAUGCCUCAAACUGGUGCUAAUGCUAAUGCUUUAUCCUCAGGCACACAGGCUUCCAGAGUGGUACGUGUCCCAGCCUCGCAGUCGUCACCGUCAGCGCGAGAUGCAUCCUCUCCCUCCAUGACUACUAUGCAGACAUACCUGGCAGCCAUCCCAGGUUUCAAACCCAGGAAAAGGUCUCAACGUAAAUUAUCUGCAGCAGCACAGUUGGCACAGACAAAGGAAGGAAAUGUGGACUUGGAAACACCAGACUCCAUCCUUACAAGUGUCAACCUUAGAGCCCUCCUCAAUAAACACACCUUCGGUAGCCUUCCUCCAGCUUACCAGCACAGACUGAUCAAGCUUUUGCCAAUGGUUGAUCAGUCAGUUGGGGCUGAUGACACUCUCAAAGUUAUUCCAACGGGCCUCAAUAAUGAAUUCUUUGGCCGUGCUUGUGAGUCAUGGAGAUGUCGUCUGGGUGAAGGAGAGUUCACACAUGACAACCAGGUCAAGUUAAAAGUGGAGGCAGAGAGAGAACGUACAAAGUUAGACCCAUGGAAGGUUGCCCACUUUGAACCACUUUGGGGAGUGAAGCAGGGUUGGUGCAGCACUGAGGGGGAAACCAGCUCUAGCAACCCUCCCUCCCCCUCUGGUGGGAGUGUGUCUAUGUCACCCCCACAAGAGUCACACACAACACCAGCGUUUACUUCAAACUUUUCCGAUGUACACAUCAGCCAGCUAACUAAGGUGCUUGAGCACAUAGCAACCCGUAAUGAGAGAAGAACUCAAAGGAGAGCUCAGAGAAGAGCGGAGAGGAAAAAGCAAAGAGAGAGGGAGUUAGCUGAGGAACUCUCAAGAUGUUCUGCAAGUCAGUCUAGCUCCAUUAAUCCAUCUGCCAAUUCUUUAUUGGGGCUCCCCAGUGCUUCGCCUGCAACCCAAACGCCAAGCUCGGCAGCUGCGACUCCAGUGACCUUGCCCCAUGUCCCAAGUUCUUCACCCCUUCCCCCAAACUCAUUAUCUUUGUUCACUAGUUCUUCAUUACCAUUGCAUGCCAGUAAGAACAAUCUUACUGAAGUGACUAGCGGUUCAGUGUUCUCAGUAGAGGAAAAGUUGCCUCUGCAAUCUCAUGUGGUGAAUGUAGAGUCUGGUGUCUUGUCAAAGGAUAUCUUAAAGAGGAAAGAUGGACUAGCACUCACCACAACCACGCCCUCAAAGAAAAUCCGUGUGUCGAAUGCAGAUGUGACAAACAGUUUUGUUGCAAAACCAGGACCAACUAGUGCACCUGCCCAGAUACUAACCACACCUGUCAGUUGUCAGAAUGAAGCACCCAGAACAACUCGGGUUCCAACAACAUCAGUGACUGUAACUCCUAAGAUUGUCUCUAGUAGUGUCAGCAUAAACAAUCUUCCUGCUGUUGCAACAGGAGCUCCUGGGGUUCCCAUAAAGCCAACAGCAGUGAUGGUUGUAAGUGCUCCCUCAUCAGUAGGGAGCACAGUGGUGGUCACAAAUCCAAGGAUGUCUCCUGCAGCAAGAAUAUCCCCAGUAACAAGAGUCUCACCUGGGCCAUCACCUUCGCCUUCAAGACUUUCCCCAGUUGUACAAGUUGUCUCGCCCUCUCUUUCUUUGGCCCCAUCACAGAGUCCACCAGCUAGCAGAACAGUUGUGGUAGCUGGUCAGGCUCGGCCAGUGGAGGUUUCAUCCAGCGCCACACCAGUCUCCCAUGUGGCAAAUACUGUAGUUCAGGCUCUGCCUACAUCAUCAGUAGCCAGUCUUACUUCUAGAGUGAAACCUGUCAGAACACCUCAGGGUUUGUCAGGUGCAGGAACCAUAGCCUUGAAGGUAACCAGAAGCAGGCCUCCAGGAGGGGUUAACAUCCAGAGAUCAUAUGAAAUCGUCCAGGCUGUCAUUGCCAACAGCCCUAACAGGGACCAGUUACAAGCUCAGCUCAAAACUCCAGCAGCUUUACUUGCAGAUGUCAAACCUAGCACCAGUGGGCAGACAGUGGUGGCUCCGGCAGUCAGCAGUGGCAAUACUGUUGUGACCAAUCCUGUGAACAGUCAGGUGGUGGUGCAAUCUGCCCCACAGAACCAAGUGCAAACUAUUACUGUGGUCAAGGCUGUUGCCACCACCAGCAGUAACAGCACCAGUAGCACAUCACCUGUACAAGGGGCCCAACUCAUUACCAGUGGCCCACGAAUGGUCCGUCAGGUGGCUCUCAGUGUCAGUGGUGCAGCUGGGACCACUGUGAUGCCACCCAUAGCUGGCACACCGGGGACCAUGGUGCUACGACAAAUGGUCACACCCCAGUCUCUCUCAACCCCAUCCCAGCAUGAGGUUUGUGAGGGCAGCAUGGCCCCUCCAACAGCCACCUCCAGGCCAAUCACCAUCCUGCGACCCACAACAGGAGGAAAGCAGAUAGUCGUACAGACUGUACCUGUCUCCAGUUUGCAAGUUUUAAGACUAAAGAACAUAUCCAAUGUGAAUGGAGAAGGCAUAACUAGCAGUGAUUCACAGCAACCUCCACGAGCAGCCAGUGCCCCACCCAAUAAGAGUGGUGUCAUGGUAGCUCUGGCCCCAAGACCUUCCAGUGUGGGCCCACGCAUUGUUGUGCAAACAAGCAGUGCCCAGGGCUCCCCAGCCACUAUACUUACUUCAGCUGGACAGCAUUUUUUAUCCGAAGGUGACCCCAGUCCAGGUGUAAGUAGCUGUGACAGUGACCAGCUUGUCACAACACGGGCUGGGGCCUCUCAGUCCUCUGACACAUCAUCAGAGAGCAUCCAGGAGAACCAAGUGGAAAUCCUAGCACCUGCAACUAGUGCGGCUCCAAUGCAGUUGAAUGCAAACUGCACUGCCCCUGGUACGGGUCCAGUCCCUGGCUCAGGAAACAUACCAGCUGUCACAACAGUCUCCAGUGUUGUCAAUUCAUUUCAGAAUCUCAAUAACAACCCCAGUAUGCCCCCACAGUCAGUGCAACACCAGCAUCCACAACAUCCAAUUGUGUCACAGCAUCCAAGCAUGCCUGUGAGACCAAACAUGCGUAUGAUGAUGAACAACAUGCCACACAUGAAUAACAUGCAGACCCUGAACAAUAUGCAGCCAAUGAAUAAUGUUGCCCAGAUGAAUGCAAUGCCUGGCAUGAAUGGCAUGGCCUCCAUGAACAUGCAGGGCAACCCAACAAACCAAGGUAUGCAUGCAAUGCCACCACAGAUUAAAGGGGACAACAAUGAGGAUGGUUGUCCAUGCAACAUGAAAGCCAUGAUUAUGUGCAUGAAGUGUGGUGCUUUCUGUCACCAUGAUUGCAUUGGCCCUGCUAGAUUGUGUGUAGCCUGCCUUAUUCGUUAGAAAAACAGUGUAAUAUUUACACUUCAUUUCCAGAUUGGUCAACACAGUUACACCUCAUUUUCGUAAAUGAAGGGAAUUUUUUUUCCUCAUUUGUUUUCAGGGAUGAUUCCAUGAUGAAAGGGAUGCAUAUUAGACAUUGAACUAAUUUAGUGCCUAGGAUUACAAUUUGGCAUGUAAUAAGACUUGCUAUGCAGGCAUAUGUAAGACAAACAGUAUGUUAGAGAAAACAAAAUGCACACAUAAUUUGACCUAGAAAUCUCUGCCAAAAGGUGGAAAAGAACCAGUGACUUUGGUGGCAGUGAUGAAACCUCAAAGAUAAUUGUGAAAUGGAUAUCUCAGGAACUGAUGAGCCGGUCACUCAUGCCUUUGUUUGUCGUUUUUGGGGAGAAUACAACUGAAGGAAGAAAAGUAAAUGCAUCAUAACUACUCUGAUAACUGUUUUCCAAGACUCUGAUUGAAUAGGGGCAGUGGGUCCUCUGUGAGAACUCACCACCUCUAAGGAAAAGGAAAAAUGGUCCUCUUGGAUUAGCAUUUAAACACACAAGACAACAGACAGUCGAUGCAUUUGGAAAAGUAUGUAUUGUGAUAACAGUACAAUGGUGAUGGUGCACUUUUUAAGAGGACUUCUUAACAGAUGUACCAAUGUGUUUAGAAUUGCCCAUCAUUUUUUAGUACUCGGUUUAUUGUAAAGGUUUACCAACACUGAAAACACAAAGUAUGUUAAUGCUGCUCCCUUUUAGUGAGAUGAUUUCUUUUAUUGUUACAUAACAUAGCAAGAGGAUAAAAGUACAGUUGGUAUCCUCUGAACUCUUGAUAGACACAUCUGUUAAGCACAGUCUUUAUGCUUAAUGAAUAUUUGUUCAGUUAAAAAAAAAAGAAUAAAAAAAGUGAUUCUCAGUGCGGGUUGGCCAGGCAUUGUAUAACACAGGUAAUGAAGACAUCAUUAAACACACAACCUACCAACCCAGUCUGGUCUUGUGGACUAGACAAUUCUUUCUAAGCUGAUUGCCAAUGUGAGUUUUUUUGAACAUGGUCAUGACUGUGAAAUAAUUUUCUUAUUUUAAUGCACAAAAUAUUUUUCAUCUGUUGGAUUUAUUUAUCAUUAUUUACAGAAUAUUACCACAGAUUAUCAGUAUCAUUGCCAUCAUUAUCAUUAGCAGAGUUGGCUUUAUCUUUAUCAUCAUCAUCAUCAGUCAUCAUCAUCAUCAUCAUCAUCAGUUAUCAUCAUCAUCAUCAUCAUCAUCAUCAUCAUCAGUUAUCAUUAGUCAUCCUCAAUCAUCAUCAUCAAAAUCUAACAGCAGCUGCAAAAAUCAUGGCCUUCUUCAUCAUACUUUCUUCACCAGUCCUUCAUUGUGCAGGAUGUUAUGUUUUUAUUCAAGUAUGAGUAUAGCAAUCUAAAGUUCUAGCAUGGGUCUUUUUAAAAUGCUAUAGGAAACUGAUAUGUUCCUGUAGUCAGUGACAUUAUUAUUAUUAUUAUUAUUAUUAUUAUUAUUAUUAUUAUUAUAUUAUUAUUACUGUCAUCAUCAUCAUUAUCAAUAUCAUUAUCAUGGUCAUACUUCUAUCAUCAUCAUAAUUUUCAUUUUCUUUCCAUUCUUGAAGUAAAAUUUGGAUGUGCACCAAUAUCGGUCUUAUAAUGUAUGGUGAGAUCAUGUAUGUUGGACAUAUGAUUCCAGUUUUUGUCAAGUGUAUUAACAAAGUUUGUGAUAUUGGAAAGAUUGUUGUUGUUACUGUUGCAUUUGAUUUGUAUUUUUUUACUCUUAUAUCAUCAAUAUCUCUUGUCCUGCACUAAAACAUGAUAUAUACAUAUUUUUUACUUUAAACUGUUAACAUUGUUAGUACUAAUAGUAUUUUAUUUAUUUGACAACUGCUGUUACUACAACCAGUCAUCAUCUUCAUCAUCAUCACCACCUCUACCACCACCUCCACCACCACUACCACCACCACAACCACCACCACCACCACCACCACCAUCACCAUCACCACCAUCACCACCAUCACCACCAUCAUCAUCAUCACCAUCAUCAGUAGUCGUCAUCAUCAAUGCAAUCAUCAUUCCUUGUAUAUCAUAUUUUUUAUCAUGUCAUGUCUCACAUGGUUUUAUUAAGUAAAAUGUACAUUUUUUCUGAAGGUGGAAGUGCUAAUUUUGUUUUUAAUUUGACAGUAAAGCUCAGAGACAUGAUGAAGAGGAUGACAACACCAAAAGAGAACAUAGAACAGUGCAUCAGAAAAGUCUCAUGUGUUGAGUUUAGCCUAGAUACUUAAAAAAUUUCAGGGGUUGCCAGACUUGAGGGAUGUCAAAAUUAUGAGCCUGAAGUAUUAGCCAACUGUUUCAUAGCACAACCACAAUAUGCUAAAGAAAAAAACAAAAACAAAAAAAGAUUGUAACAUGUGUAUUAAAAUUUGAAAUGGCAAAUGA